Messenger RNA from Scomber scombrus (Atlantic mackerel), 2138 nucleotides. RefSeq names its product zinc finger protein 239-like. The transcript has 2 exons. Gene Ontology annotation, biological process: regulation of transcription by RNA polymerase II. Gene Ontology annotation, cellular component: transcription regulator complex; PcG protein complex. The coding region runs from base 79 to 1272 and encodes 397 amino acids. The record is from RefSeq and is a predicted model, not a curated record. Lineage: Eukaryota; Metazoa; Chordata; Actinopteri; Scombriformes; Scombridae. Gene Ontology annotation, molecular function: DNA-binding transcription factor activity, RNA polymerase II-specific; RNA polymerase II cis-regulatory region sequence-specific DNA binding.
ACGCGUUAGUAGCUGCUUGGUAUUGUGUUUGGAAGAAGUCUCUCUGCAUUACACGGAGACAUUUUAUUUGAAGCAACAAUGACUUCAGCUCAGCGUCUGAGAGAGUUAAUCAACGAGCGACUAACUGCUGCUGCUGAAGAAAUAUUCCGAGAUUUUCAAACAACUAUCUCAGAGUACGAAGAAGAGAUCAACCGUCAGCGCAGACUGCUGGAUAUCGUUUGGAAACCUGAAAUAAAGUUACACAGAACAGAGCUCCCACAGCAACAUGUCUAUGAGGAGGAGGAGGUUCUCACUGACCAGCAGCUCUGUGACCAGGAGAGGAACUAUAGUCUGGACCAAGAGGAACCAGAGCCUCCACAGACUCAAGAGGAACAAGAGGAACCAGAGCCUCCACAGAUUCCAGAGGAACAAGAGGAACCAGAGCCUCUACAGAUUAAAGAGGAACCGGAGGAGCUCUGCACCAGUCUUGAGGGAGAACAGCUGGUACUGAAACAGGAGACAGAAACUUUGAUGUGCACUCCUACUUGUGAGGAAAGUGAAGAUCAGACUUUGGACUUGAGUCCUGAUGAAACUCAUAUUGAAGCAGAGAAAGAGCAUGUUGUCAGUGUGUCAGUACAAACAGUUAAAAGCUCUGUGAAACCUGAACCAGACGGUGACGAGCAGCUCCUCUCUCAUAACUCUCAUGUAGCUGAGAGCCAAGAUCACAAAGGAGGCAAACGUAGACACUCAGGAUCAACUAAAAAAACAAAAACAAAACCACAGAAGAGACAUCACAGUAGAGAAAAACGUAAGAAGGAAGAUAAGUCUACCACUUCAAAGAUUCACACUAAUACUUUGACAGGGAAACAGCCUUUUAAAUGUGACACUUGUGGGAAAUGUUUUGCGUUCAAGUCCAAGUUGAACAGACAUCUGAGAGUCCAUACAGGUGAGAAGCCGUACCCAUGUGACACUUGUGGGAAAUGUUUUGCGUUCAAGUCCAAGUUGUACAGACAUCAGAGAGUCCAUACAGGUGAGAAGCCGUACCCAUGUGACACUUGUGGGAAAUUGUUUGCGUUCAAGUCCAAGUUGUACAGACAUCAGAGAGUCCAUACAGGUGAGAAGCCCUACCCAUGUGACACUUGUGGGAAAUUUUUUGCAUUCAAGUGCAAGUUGUACAGACAUCAGACAGUCCAUACAGGUGAGAAGCCGUACCCAUGUGACUCUUGUGGGAAAAGUUUCACUCGGAUGAGCACGUUAAAAGGACACAUGAGAAUCCACACAGGUGAGAAGUAGUACAAUUGGAAAAACUUGUGGGAGAGAGUUCAGAUAUACUCACCAAUUGAAAAUUCACAUGAGAACACACAUGAAAAAAGGUUCUGUGUGAUGCCAGAAAAGGAUUCAGCUGUGAAUAUGGAUAAAACACAAUAACACAUAAUGGCAGCACGUGUCAACAAAACCAAUCCAUAAACAGGACAAUCGAGCUGAAACUCCUUUAGACAAGUGUUCACCAACAUCUUUGUGAAUGAAUGUAAAAUAUUCUACAUGAAGAGGAGAUCAGAAUGUCUUCAUGUAAUGUUAUACAUCGUCAACAACACUAUCAUGUUUUGUUUUUCAUGGUUUUUUGUUCUUUACAUUACAUUACUCAUACUGUUAGAAACAGCAUUUGUCUGAAAGAAUUGUAAUCUCCCAAAUAUUGGAAAUAUCUUUCUUUCACAAUGAUGCACUGUACUAGCUGUUAAAGUAAAGGUGCCCAAUGUUGUGGCCCUAGUAGACAAGAGUCUGUAUAUAUGAAGUUUUUUAUUAGAAUUUAUAGAAUUAUAGUUCCAAGUUCAACAAGGAUUUAAAAUUCACAUACUUUCUACUCAUACUUCAUAUUUAUAAAUGAAGACUCCUAUUUUUUUUUUUAAAGAAGUCAAUGUUUAUAUCCAGGAAUGACUUAUAAAAACUUUUAUGUUACUGUAUAAUGUUGUGGUGUAAAUAGUUGACUUUUUUUUCUCUAUACAAUAUAUGUGAGUGGAUUGAAACAGAGAAAAACCUCCAGAGGUUUUGUCUCACUUAAUUUUCAUAUGUCAAACAUAAGUCAUUUUGUUUACUGUGUUUAAUAUUUUGUUUGCAUUUUGUGAUCAGUUUACAUUGAGACAAAGUUCAAAUAGAAAUGU